This is a messenger RNA of Biomphalaria glabrata, 2107 nucleotides long. RefSeq names its product adenine DNA glycosylase-like. The transcript has 17 exons. Gene Ontology annotation, molecular function: purine-specific mismatch base pair DNA N-glycosylase activity; oxidized purine DNA binding; 8-oxo-7,8-dihydroguanine DNA N-glycosylase activity. Lineage: Eukaryota; Metazoa; Mollusca; Gastropoda; Planorbidae. The record is from RefSeq and is a predicted model, not a curated record. Gene Ontology annotation, biological process: base-excision repair; mismatch repair. Gene Ontology annotation, cellular component: nucleus. The coding region runs from base 478 to 1956 and encodes 492 amino acids.
AAAAACUAUUGUAAAUAUCAAAUAGUACAGUUUCAAACGAGGAAUUUUGCAAAUUUCCAACAAAUUUUUUCAAAACAGAACAGAAUUAAAAAAGAGUUUUUGUUAAGAAGUUUUAGGCCUGAAUGAGUCAUAAUACUUGUGUUUGAAGACACUUCUGUCACAUUAAUUUACUACUUUUCUUCCCCCUCCCCUCCCAGGUACCAAGGAAACAAACACCUUCAUUAUGGCCACAGUGACACCCACCCAUUUAUGACCAAGGAAUCUUCUUAAGCUGUGUGACAAGGUGUGUGAGUUGCUGUUGGAGGAGUCCAAUGUACAACCUGUUCAGACACCUGUGACUGUCUGUGGAGACAUCCAUGGUCAGUUUUAUGAUUUAAUGGAACUAUUCAGAACUGGGGGAGAGAUGCCUGAUACCAAUUAUGUUUUUAUGACUGUCUACAAAGGUGUUUACAUUCAAGACAUUUGGCAAGACCCAAUAUGAAAAAAAGAAAACAAGUUAUGAUGAGUUCUAAUGAUGAUAAUGUGAAGCCUAAUUUGAAGCUGAAACAAAAUCCCCCAUUCCAAGAGGACAGUGGUCAUAGUAAUAGUGUGCAUGAAAUCCAAGAGGCUGAAAUUCAAGUUGCUAGAAAAUCUUUAUUGUCUUGGUAUGACCAAAAUAAACGAGAUCUGCCAUGGAGAAAUAUAUCAUCAGACAAUGUCAAUCAAAAAGCAUAUGCUGUGUGGGUAUCUGAGAUUAUGUUACAACAAACCCAAGUGGCUACUGUUAUCAACUAUUACAAUAAAUGGAUGCAAAAGUGGCCUACAUUAGAAGCUUUAGCUGCAUCAAACAUUGAGGCAAUUAAUGAAGCAUGGUCAGGUCUUGGUUACUAUUCAAGAGGAAGGAGAUUAUUUGAAGGUGCACAAAAAAUUGUAAAGGAAAUGUCUAGUCUAAUGCCUGCAACUGCAGCAGAACUUGAGAAAAAACUUCCUGGUGUUGGCCGUUAUACAGCAGCUGCUAUAGCUUCUAUUGCUUUUGGAGAAGUUACUGGCUUAGUGGAUGGUAAUGUUAUUCGUGUCAUUACCAGGUUAAGAUUAAUAGGUGCCAGCAUAAACCAACAGGAGGUCAUUGAAAAAAUCUGGUCAUUAGCUAAUCAGCUGGUUGAUCCUAAACGACCUGGUGAUUUUAACCAAUCAAUGAUGGAACUUGGAGCUGUUGUAUGCACACCUAAAACUCCAUCUUGUGGUCAAUGUCCAGUAAACAAAUUGUGUUUGGCAUAUAAGAUGGUUGAGUUUGAUAAGAGGAACUCAGCUAAACGUGUUUGUGUGAAACUGGAAGACAACAAUUCAAUUCCUGAUAUUGAGUGCUUGAUACCAAACUGCAAUUUGUGUUUACCACCAGACCAGCCAUGGGACAAAGAAUCCGGUGUUCAAAAUUUUCCUAGAAAACCAAAGAAGUCUGCUGCUAAACAGGUCGAUCUCAAUGUUGUGAUUGUUUCUGCAACUGAUACAAAACAAAGGCAAAAGUUUCUAAUUACUCAAAGACCCAAAAAAGGAUUACUGGCAGGCCUUUGGGAGUUUCCAACUAAUGAAGGAUGUGAUUCUGCUAAAGAAAUCCUGUCACAGCUUUGUAAAAAGUAUGAUUUUCAGGAAGAAGUACUGUCUGGUUUACAUUGUAUUGGAGAGGUAACUCAUUUGUUUUCUCAUGUUCAUCACCAUUACAAAGUUUGGUCUACCUCAAGCUCAGAGGAACUAGAUGUAGCAUCUCAAGAUUCAGUGCCCUGUAAAUGGCUGUCUGAAGAAGAGCUCACUGAUGCAGCUAUGUCCACAGGAAUGAGAAAAGUUUUUAAAGUGUUUAAAAACGAUCAACUGCAGUCCUCAAACCAGAAAGUAAGAAAGAGAAAAUCUGCUGGAGAUGAUGUUCCCAUUUCUCAUAAAAAAACUCAAGCAGUCAUUUCUGACUUUUUCAAAAGAAAAUAAUGUGAAUGUUGUGUAAAGAAACCUUUUGCUUAAGGCUACCUCAGAAUAAUGUUUAAAAAAAUGAGCUCAUAUCAUUCUUUUUACUACCAAAUGUGUUCAUUUCUAUUGUCCUUCAUAUACCAAAUUUGAUAUUAAAAUAUACAUUUUUAAA